UCGGAUAUUCUCCACACGGUUAUAUUGAUAUCAACUAAGCUAAUUUUGUAGCUGAGAUUCCUAAAACACAGUUACAUGCAAAGCCGGAAAUGGCAUAUACAAUCUCCCAACAUUGUAAUUUCCAAUGAUUUAUGUGUGAAUUAUUAAUACCUCCCUAGUUCAUUAUUCAUAUUGUCUCAUACACUAAAGAGCCGCACCAAUUACCUAUAAAAUUAUUCCAUCAUAUUGUUUUCAAAUAAACAUGGAAUUUGCACUCAUAUCAACCAUCAUUCUCAUCUCAAUUUUCCCUCAAACAUCUAUUUCUUAUCACCUUGAAACUACUUUCCUUCAAUGUUUUUCAUCCUAUUCAAACUCAACUACAAAAGUAGUACUCACACAGAACAGUUCAUCGUAUGCAUCUCUCUUACAAUCCUCCAUAAGAAACCAUAGAUUUUCAGAUACUUCUGUUCCAAAACCAAACCUUAUUGUUACACCAAAUAACCUAUUCCAAAUCCAAACAACAAUACUUUGUUCGAAAAAACAUGGACUGCAAAUAAGAGUUAGAAGUGGUGGACAUGACUAUGAAGGUCUUUCUUAUAUCUCUAACCUUCCAUUUCUAAUCAUUGAUCUCACAUACCUUAGAUCAAUAACUAUUGACAUCAAAGAAGAAAGUGCAUGGAUUCAAUCAGGUGCUACACUUGGAGAACUCUACUAUGCAAUAGCAAAUCAAAGUAAAGUUCAUGGUUUUCCAGCUGGAAGCUGUCCUACUAUUGGUGUAGGAGGUCACUUCAGUGGAGGUGGAUUCGGUACAUUGUUUCGAAAAUACGGUCUUUCAGCCGAUAACGUAAUCGAUGCUCAAAUAGUAGAUGUUAAUGGAAAGAUACUUGAUAGAAAGUUAAUGGGUGAGAAUCUAUUUUGGGCUAUUAGAGGAGGUGGAGGUUCAAGCUUUGGAGUGAUCACUGCAUGGAAAAUCAACCUUGUGCAUGUUCCUUCAACAGUAACAAUUUUCAGUAUUCCAAAAAGUUUGGAUCAAAAUGCUACAACCCUUUUCAUGAAAUGGCAAAGUAUAGCUGAAAAGCUUCCUAAUGAACUUUUUCUUCACUCAGUUAUAGGAGUUGGUGCUAGUUCAUCUUCUGAUGGUGGAAAAACAGUACUUGUUUCUUUCACAGGACUAUAUCUUGGAAAAGCUGAAAAUUUGCUUCCUUUGAUGGAGAAUAGCUUUUCAGAAUUAGGUUUGAAAAAUGAUAACUUCACUGAGAUGAGUUGGAUUCAAUCCGUUCUUUAUUUUGGAGGCUACUCCAUCAAUGAUUCAUUGGAAGUGUUACUUCAAAGAAACCAAACAUCACCAAGUUUCAAAGCAAAAUCAGACUUUGUGAAAGAACCAAUUGAUAUUUCAGGUUUGGAAGGAUUAUGGAACAUGUUACUUGAAGAAAAAGCACCAACUUUGAUUAUGACACCAUAUGGAGGGAGAAUGAGUGAGAUUUCAGAAUCAGAAACUCCAUUUCCACAUAGAAAUGGGAAUAUUUAUGAUAUUCAAUAUUUGGUGAGUUGGGAUUCAAAUGAAGAAACAUCAAAGCAUAUAGAUUGGAUGAGAAGGUUAUAUGCAUACAUGACACCAUAUGUUACAAAGAGUCCAAGAGCUGCAUAUUUGAAUUAUAGGGACCUUGACAUAGGAAUGAAUAUAGGUAAUGCAAGUUAUGUAGAAGCAAAAUCUUGGGGCAUGAAAUAUUUCAAGUCUAAUUUUGAAAGAUUGGCACAAGUAAAAGAUGAAGUUGAUCCUAGCAAUUUCUUUAGGCAUGAGCAGAGUAUUCCACCUUUUUCUUAUUGAUGUAUUUACCUACUUUACUUUUUUCUUUUUACACAAGUAACUAAAUUACCAAGUUGGUUAUGUUGUAGGGCCUAGUUAGUGAUUGUAAGUACAACUGGUAUGUAUAAAUAAUCACUUUGUGAAGUGCAAUUGCAUACAAAGUUAAUUCCGUUUUUUUCUCUUUCUCUUCUUUGUGUGCCUGUAAAUAUAGCUGUAACAAGUGGUAUCUAGAAUCUUAAGCUCAUGAGUAUUUAAGUGU
Messenger RNA from Lathyrus oleraceus (garden pea), 2045 nucleotides. RefSeq names its product tetrahydroberberine oxidase. The record is from RefSeq and is a predicted model, not a curated record. The transcript has a single exon. Gene Ontology annotation, molecular function: oxidoreductase activity; FAD binding. The coding region runs from base 242 to 1807 and encodes 521 amino acids. Lineage: Eukaryota; Viridiplantae; Streptophyta; Magnoliopsida; Fabales; Fabaceae.